Molecule: messenger RNA, 5132 nt
Organism: Paramormyrops kingsleyae
Lineage: Eukaryota; Metazoa; Chordata; Actinopteri; Osteoglossiformes; Mormyridae
Gene: zdhhc8b
Product: zDHHC palmitoyltransferase 8b
Biological process (GO): protein palmitoylation
Molecular function (GO): palmitoyltransferase activity
Source: RefSeq, a predicted model, not a curated record
CACGGCUGGAUAAUGGCUGGACAUAUAUACAGUAUGUGUCUGGUAUCAGUUCAGAAUAAAAGUAAUUCAGAUAUUACCACCAGGGGGCAUAUGCUAUCCAAUAAAUGCAAUCAUUUCAUUUUGGGUUUUUAUUAGCAAAAAUACAAAUAAAUUAAUAAAUACCUUACACCUUUCUGUGUGGUUUAUUAUAAAAUGGAUAGGCAGAAAUACUGUAGUGGACUGUAAUAAUUUCAAAUGACCUGAAAGUCAGUAGUCUGAAGUGAGUAGGUUAGUUGUAUUAGUAGUAUUUCUUGUUGCCUCUGUUCUACACGCAUUUUCGGUAAAAUUCUUUUGAAGAAGACAUCAGAAAACACGUUAAGUAAGAUUAAGCAACUAAAUGGACCUUCAGGUAUCAUGUUCCACAUCUACGAUGCAGAGAAAAUAUGUUACGCGGCGAAAAUAGACAAUAUUAUAAAAACCGUAAGGAAGAAUGAGAUGCAAUUUUGCACUGUGCAUUGCUUCAACCUAUAGGUGACGUGUGUGGCCCCCUCUCAGUCCAAAUGGCAACUCUGUAGCGCAUCGCGUAUUUUAAGGGAUCUCAGCGCUGCUCGGCAUAUAGACACAGGGGGGUGGUGGCGGAGGCGGUGUUUCUGGACGCCGGGAGCAGCGCGUCGCUGGCUGUGCAGAGGGACUGCGCGAACAGCCCAGGGCGGCUCUCCGGCUUUGCGCAAACGGCUCCACCUUUAAAAGUGGGCAGUGAUCUCAGCAGCGGGCCGGGCCGCUCGCUCGGGUGGGAUUUCCAGGCGCCUCCAGCGCUCAGCGCUCUCUCUUCGGCCAGAUCUGUGCUUCGUGUCGGCGGCAGCGGGGGUUGCAGUGCGGGAAAAUCGCAUCGGGUCCUCGUAUCUGUCCAUGCCGGUCCAGCAGUGCCACCCCAUCGGAUUAAAUAAGCAAGGAAUGUGGAAAUUACAGAAUGCCCAACAGCGCUGGAAAGAGGUUUAAACCCACCAAAUAUAUCCCGGUAUCCACUGCCGCCACUCUUCUGGUUGGAUCUACCACUUUAUUCUUCGUUUUCACGUGCCCCUGGCUGACGCAGGCCAUCUCCCUCACUGUGCCACUCUACAAUGGCGUCGUCUUCCUCUUCGUGCUGGCUAACUUCAGCAUGGCCACCUUCAUGGACCCCGGCAUGUACCCCAGAGCCAAUGAGGACGAGGACAAGGACGACGACUUCCGUGCCCCACUCUACAAGAACGUGGAGGUGAAGGGCAUCCAGGUGCGCAUGAAGUGGUGUGCCACCUGCCACUUCUACAGGCCACCGCGCUGCUCCCACUGCAGCGUGUGUGACAACUGUGUGGAGGACUUCGACCAUCACUGCCCCUGGGUAAACAACUGCAUCGGGAGGCGGAACUACCGCUACUUCUUCCUGUUCCUGCUGUCGCUCAGCGUGCACAUGGUGGGCGUCUUCUCCUUCGGCCUGCUCUUCGUGCUUUACCACAUGGACCGCCUAGGUGCCCUCCACACCACUGUCACUCUGGUGGUGAUGUGUGUAGCUGGUCUCUUCUUCAUCCCGGUCAUGGGGCUCACAGGUUUCCACAUGGUCCUGGUGGCCAGGGGCCGCACUACCAACGAGCAGGUGACCGGAAAGUUCCGUGGAGGAGUAAACCCUUUCACCCGCGGGUGCUGUGGCAAUGUGGAGUACGUCCUGUGCAGCCCGCUGGCUCCCAGGUACAUAGUGGACCCCAGUAAGAAGGCACUGGUCUCCAUCCAGCCACCCUUCCUUCGGCCCAUCCUCUCCGACCGGCAUGUCACUGUCAAGAUAAACGACAACGGCAUCCACAGCAGUAUCCUGCGCUCCAAGUCCAAGGGCAGCCUGGAUAUGCUGAACGACAAGCCGCUGGAGACGGGCCCGCCUCUGCCCCCUAAAGCCGACAAAUACCGGGAGCUGAAGAGCCAUCUGACCUCCAGUGAAGACGGCUCCCUCUCCAGCAAGCCCCUCCACCCGUCCACUCCAGCCAUGUACAAGUACCGGCCCUCCUUCGGCACAAUCCCCAAGGUGCACUAUCACACGGGUGGUGAGAAGAUCUCCAUGCAGGAUGAGCGUGGCCCCGGAUCCAUCGCGGAGGAGAGCAGCCGUGCACCCGAUUACCGCUCUGAGCCCAACCUGGAGCUGCCCGAGUGCUCAAACCCCUCGCUGCACCGCAGCUUCCGGUCCUCCCCGCUGCAGCUGGACUCGCUGAGUCUGAAGCAGGCGUACCAGCGCAGGGACGAAGCACGCCUCUGUGGCCUGGAGCCCGAGAUGGUGGCCAGCAUGGCCGACGCCCCCUGCCGGCCCGUCUUCUCCUCCAACACUCUGUCUAAUCGCAAUGGCAGCCUGUCCUACGACAGCCUGCUGGGGCCCGGCGUGGCCCUGUCCGCCGGCGAGUGCCUGAGCCGGGCCACCCGCUCGCCCUACCUGCCCGCCAGAGCCCCACCGCCCGCCUACAGCCCUGCCGCCGCCCGCCACUCGCCGCCACCCAGGGACCCGUCACCGGUGCGCUACGACAACCUCUCCAAGACCAUCAUGGCCUCCAUCCAGGAGCGCAAGGAGCUGGAAGAGCGGGAGAAGCUACUGCAGCCGCGCGGGCGAUCCCAGACGCCAGCCGGCUACCCCGUGGAUGCCGACGCACGGGACAGCCCUGGGGGUCGUAGUUUACCACCGGCUGGCUGCUACCACGAGGGCCUGGGCUCUCGUGGCCUCACGCCGCCCGCGUACGGCUCCAGGGACAGCCUGGUGGGUGGGGCCACGGCCUACGCGGGCAGGGCGGCCGGGCUGCGCGGCUCAGUCACAUCGCUGCCACGGGCCCCCAGGACUGCCGACGGCAGCAUGGUCUUGCAGGGCCAGCCCGGUGAGCCCCCCUACCGGUCCCCAGGGCACCAACCCCACCGCUCCCCCGCCGCCCUGCCCCGGUCCCCUCCCUACACCCGGCACAGCCCCCUCCCCAUCAUCAGCGCCUUGGAGCGGACAGACUCGCCUCCUCUGUGCCCCAGAGAGGAGAUCCAUGGGAAAAUGGCUUAUGGUAAAAUUAACGGGCAGCCCAAAGACCAGUCACGCCUGGGGCCCACUGCCAUUGGCCAAGGUGUUCCCCUUAGUCCCGGCCGGCAUGCUAAUGUCAAAAAGGUGUCUGGCGUUGGCGGGACCACCUACGAGAUCUCCGUGUGAAAGCGGGACUCCAAGCCAACCAAAGCUGCCACUGUCACAGCAGCUAACGCCACCGUGCUACAGAGAAAGGGCUCUUUUACUUUCUCUUGCUUAUGUAAGACUGUCGACCAAGUGGCCACGAGCGGCCUUAUCUUCCAGAACAUUCUGUUAGCCCAGGCAACUUCGACUCUCUCUCCCUGACACUGGCUUGCGAGUUGUCUGACCAUCUCGCCCCGUGUCCGGCCGUCUUUCCUCUGCUCUCGCUCCACUUGUCCUCCUGGUUCAUGUCUCAUUGCCCGAUGGCCGUCUCGGAUGCGUGUGACGGGGCAGCUAGUUGGACGUGAUCGCUCUUGAUGCUCUGACUCGCCUAGUCACUUUGCCAUGUCUUUGAUGUCUGGUACUCGCUUCCUUCAGUCUUCAUACAGUAACGUCAGCACAUCACAUACAGUAAGAGGGUGACGUCAGACCUCUGAGUCCUGAGAUCCAUCUGGAAAAAGCACAGGAAGGCCAAUAUCCAUUCAUGAUCCCUCAUUUCUGUGGUAACAUAAGUCAUCUGCCUUUUUGGGACAUCCAACAGAACCCAAGACAAAUGCACACAGAAAUCUGUUAUCGUCAUGGAUCUCGCUGCUCUGGACCAUGAAAGUGCUCGAAGGUGUCUGCAUCUAUGCCUGAAUGUCUGUGUGGUUUUUAUUUACCGUUUUUAUUCUUGGGAGAUUAAGUUGAUUAGCUUGCGGGUACCAGCUUGGAAACAGGUGUAGUUUGUGGUUAAAGUCUAAAUGAACAGUCCAGCAAACAGCUGUUUGUGGUGAGUAUUAUUGUUUAAAGGGGCAUAUACACAGUCCAGGAGCAGAAUGCUUUUAAAGUCGUGUCAUUUGGCUGUUUUCAAGCUGUUCCCCUGGAUCAUCCGGCCCUUCGAUAAGGAUGUCUACAGUCAGUGUUCCUCUUAUGUUUUUGUUCCUCUUUUGCCGCCCCCCCCCUUGCACAUGCAUACAUUUGCUGUCACCCAUGUUGCCAUGUCUGCCGUGUCUCUUGGUGCUUGAGCACAGGACUCGAACCCUCUGCCAGUGUCCAGUCAGCUGUCAAGGUCCCGAAGCUCAUUCCUCUAGGAGCAUCACCGCCCUGCUCGAUUCUCAGCCAGACUCCGCAGGGAAUUCAUUAGCGAUGUGGUUUUGCAGGAAGUCUCUGUAAAAGAUGGGUGCCAUGCAGGCCAUUUACCGGAGUCGCUCAUUAAGAAACGGACUUUGUGAUUAAGAAACAAAACACACCGUCCACAGCCAUGUGAAUAACAGAAAUACAGAGGUCAUUUUUUCCAUUUUAUUUUGUUCUUUUUGAAAUUUUUAUACCCACUGUUUCAAUAGUUUGAUACAUUAUGAUUUUUAUACAGAAAAUUCUGUCAGGGAGUUUCUCUUUGUCUCUUGGUAAUUUGUAAUUUAAAUAUAUUAAAUUAUUAUUAUUAUUAUUAUUAUUAUUAUUAUUAUUAUUAUUAUUAUUCUCCAUGGUAAGGGAUGGGGAUUGGGGAAAUACUUUUAUUUAUUGUUUUCUCAUUCCAGUAUUUUGCGGUGUGGAAUAAAAUGCUGAGGAACAUGAUUAUAAGACCUAUUUUUUUUCCCAAAUCUGCCCCUGGGACCCACUGGCCAGCACAGCUAAUUUAACUAACUACUUGCUCAUCAAGCUAAUUAAUCAGGACCUUCUCUAAUUGAAUGAGUUGUGCUGGUUACAGGACCGGAUAUGGUUAUAUAAGCCAGCUAACCCAAGGCAUGUGGAGCAGUGAAACAGUGUGUUAUGGGUAAAAGACACGCCCGUGCUCACCGCAGCUGUCUGGUACAGCACGUACCAUAUACUGCAACGUGGAAACUACAUUGAUCCUUAAUGUCUUUUAUUUUUUAUUAUUUUUUUGUUGAAGGGUAUAUAUAGUUUAUUAAGGUACAUUUGUUUUUUUCAUUUUAAAUCACUGAUUAAAUGUAGAUUUGAAAUUUUC